UCAAAGGGACAGAGGCUCUGUGUCAGCCCAGUGCCACAACCGAAGUCCUGUGGGUGACAGCGGGGCCGGGACAGUGCCUGGCCAGAGCUGGACAGAGGGGCUGGACCCAGGAGUGUCACUGCUGUCCCCUCCUUGGUGGUGGCCCAGGCUGGCAGGGAGAGCUGCUGGAGCAGCUGCUGUGGUUGAUCUGCACAUCCCGGCUGCUCCACGGCGCCUUCAUCACCCUCAUCCUCCUCUCCGCAGGGUCCCCAGCGGGUUUUCGGCGCAAGGGUUGGGUCAUCCUGGGAGCAGGGACGGGAUCUUGGGCAGUGCAGGGCUGGUGAGAAGGGGCUGCRUUCCUGAGCCCAGCAAUGACCCAAUGUCCCCCGCUUCCCUCCUCUUCGUCCCCAGCUGUCACCAAAGGGCUCCUCAUCCUCUGGGCAGUGCCGGGCCAGGGGGGCAGGUCCCCGCUGGCCCCYACCGUGCAGCAGACCCAGGCGCUGGUGAGGCUCAUGGCCGAGGACGCGCAGGAACUCUUCACCUUCUACGAGAAGGAACAGCACCUGGACAUCCACAACAUCUGCCGCACCAGCAAUCCCCCCGAGUGGCUGCAGCGGCCGGCGAGGGGGUCCUGGGGGCUGCGGAGGCUGCGGAGGCCCAUGAUGCACAUGGACCGGGCGCUGCAGGACAUCCUGCGGCACCAGCGCGACCUCCACCCCCCCGAGGCCGAAAUCCUUCGCCGCUUGAGCAGGACCCGCUGGAAGGUGCGAGCGCUCCUCAACAACCUGGCGGGGCUCUUCCCGGCCCCCAGCCCCCGCCCCGGCCGCCGGCCCCUCCCCAGCCCCGCGGCACCCACCAGCAUCUUCCGACAGAAGCUGCAGGGCUGCCAGAUCCUCUGGAGCUACGCGCGCUUCAUGGCCGAGCGCAGCGCCGAGCUGGACGCGGGGACCCUCCGGCGGCGCUGGGACAAGGGGAGGUCGCGGCGGGGCUCACGGCUGCCUGCGCGCCCCUAGGGCAGCCCACCGGCACCGGAGAUCCCGUCUGCCUCUCCAGCAUCAUCUCCAKCCGGGAUGGAGGUGCGUCCGAUGGCCGUGAUGCACCGCGGGGCCCCGGCCACCUCACCUGAGCGAGGACACAAACGCACUGAAAGCAUCUUCGGCUCGCCACGGGGACCCUGCUGUCCCCCCGUGCCACCUCUCGGCUGCAGGACAGCCCUGGCUGGCUCUCCCACAUCCUGCCCCGCUUUCCCGUGGAUCCAGGUGGCCCCGGYGGAGCCGGGUGUCCCCCGGGUGCCCAGCUGUCCCCUGUCGCCGAGCCCUGGUGGAUUUUCCAGUGAUUCAAUGGGUCGGGUGACACAGCCUGACUAAGAGCAGCCGCCACCGGACMCACGGAGAGCGCUGCUGCCACCGGCCGUUGUCACCGGUGUUGUCACCCCCUGCCUGCCCUGYGCCUGCUCUGCUCCCAGAGAGGAGCUGGGAGUGGAAUCCUGUCCCUGCAGGGUCGUUGUCCCGGCACACUCCGGGCCUGGUGUCACCACAAGCUCAGUGUCCCUUUGCACAUCCCUGUCCUCCUCCCUGCGUGCACAGUGUCCCCUGUGCUCAGUGUCCCCAGGUUCACUCUCGGUGCUCCCACACUCUCAGCAUCCCUGUCCCCUCUGUGUCCCCCCUGAGCAUCCCAAGCUGUGUCACCACAGCCUUGACUGUGCCCAGCAGAGACGUGGCUCUGGCCAUUGCACUGUGACAGUGGGUGACAGCCCCCACUGCCUCCCCUCUAAUUUAUACAUUAUUAUUUGUGUGUUGAUUGUAUUUAUUGAUUCUCAGGGUUAAUUUAACUCCUGCUGCUUGCAGAAGUAUUUAAGGACGUUUCUAAUAUAUAAAUAUCUAUUUUUGUUAUAUUUUUUGGUACGGUGUUAAACUAUGGACAUCACAAGGGUUUAUUUAUGUUWAUUGAUAUUUUUGGUACGCAGAGAAGGGCAGUGCCCCCUGCCCACGUGGCACUUCUUUAUUUUUGUACAACGGCAGAAGGAAAUAAAGUGCU
This is a messenger RNA of Malurus melanocephalus (red-backed fairy wren), 2016 nucleotides long. RefSeq lists its product as uncharacterized. Gene Ontology annotation, biological process: immune response. Gene Ontology annotation, cellular component: extracellular region. Lineage: Eukaryota; Metazoa; Chordata; Aves; Passeriformes; Maluridae. The coding region runs from base 351 to 992 and encodes 213 amino acids. The record is from RefSeq and is a predicted model, not a curated record. The transcript is spliced from 2 exons. Gene Ontology annotation, molecular function: cytokine activity.